AUGCACAAAUUCUUCAAAAACACCUGGCUAAAUUUUGAAGUCAUCCGAAUACUGGGAACAGCCCCCAACGGUGGAGCUGAGCUUUGCGAAGUCCUCCAGGCCGUAUCUUCCAUCAAAGAAGGCGACGCGGAAUCCUGGCGCGACGCAUGGAGAACACAAGCUGAAAGAGCUGAAGCGACAGCGAUUCGAUGUGUUGAAGCUGGGAAUCGAGAAUUGGCGAAACGAGCCUUUUUGAGAGCAUCGAAUUACACGAGGGCGAGUGGGUAUAUGUUCGUUGGGUCUACGCCUUCGAAGCAAGAUCCUCGAUGUCUUGGAAUCGCCGAAAAAGGUGUAGAGUUGUUUAAAAGGGGCGUGGGAUUGUUGGAGGGCGAGGUUAAGUUUCUGGAUAUUCCGUAUCCCGGAGGGGUGGAUUUGAAAGGCUAUUUAUAUUUGCCACAUCCCUCGAAGCGAAUACCGGGAAAGAUUCCAAUCCUGAUCAAUUGCGGAGGUGCAGAUUCUACUCAAGAAGAACUGUUUUUCCUGAAUCCUGCCGCAGCCCCGGAUUUGGGAUAUGCGGCCCUGACAUUUGAUGGGCCAGGUCAGGGCAUGGCGUUGAGAAAACAUGGGCUUAAACUCCGUCCAGAUUGGGAAUAUGUAACUCGGCACGUCCUCGAAUAUCUAACAUCCUAUUCCUCGUCAAACCCCGAACUCGAACUCGAUCUCGACAGGAUCGCCGUCUCUGGCUCAGCGUUAGGUGGCCAUUUCGCUUUGCGAGUGGCUUCGGAUCCGAGAAUUAAAGCCUGUGUAGCCAUGGAUCCAUUAUAUGAUAUGUGGGAUUUCGGCACUCAGCAUACUUCACCUGCAUUCAUUAGUGCAUGGAUGAACGGCUGGAUCUCAAACGCAACAGUCGAUCGCCUGAUAAAUUUCGGCGUGAGUCUGUCCUUCCAAAUGAAAUGGGAGGUUUACCUCGCAGGGGCAUUUUGGCAGUUAGAUAGCCCAACCGACAUUCUUCUCGAGAUGAAAAAAUUCACGUUUAAAUUGCCCAACGGCAACUCGUUUCUAGACAGAGUUACAUGUCCGACAAUGAUUUCGGGAGCGGAAAAGUCUCUGUAUUUAGAUGUGGGCAGUCAUACUAUGAUGGUUUGGAAGGGGCUAUAUCAUAUUGGGGAGCGGGAUAAGGAGAUUUGGAUGGCUGCUAAACCGGCAGAUGGUGCACUGCAGGCUAAGGUUGGAGCCUUUGGGUUGAGCAAUGAAUAUACCUUUCGAUUUUUAGAUGAGAAGUUUGAGAUCGAGAGGGAGGUGUUGGGCGGGAAAUCUUAG
Venustampulla echinocandica is the source of this 1299-nucleotide messenger RNA. RefSeq lists its product as uncharacterized. The record is from RefSeq and is a predicted model, not a curated record. The coding region runs from base 1 to 1299 and encodes 432 amino acids. Lineage: Eukaryota; Fungi; Ascomycota; Leotiomycetes; Helotiales; Pleuroascaceae. The transcript has a single exon.